Molecule: messenger RNA, 1419 nt
Organism: Hemicordylus capensis (graceful crag lizard)
Lineage: Eukaryota; Metazoa; Chordata; Lepidosauria; Squamata; Cordylidae
Gene: SERPINA10
Product: serpin family A member 10
Exons: 6
Coding region: 16-1398 (460 amino acids)
Biological process (GO): negative regulation of endopeptidase activity; blood coagulation
Molecular function (GO): serine-type endopeptidase inhibitor activity
Source: RefSeq, a predicted model, not a curated record
AUAAUCCUGGGCAAGAUGGACCAAAGUUACUGGAUUCCACAAAGUAAGAGAGAAGCUGACCUGUUGAAAGGCGUUUGUUGCUGGAAUCCCAACAUGAAGACUGGAUUUUUUCUUGUCUUCUUUAAACUGUGUGUUGGCAUGUGCUUAUCAGAUAGAACAGCUGAGCUUUCAGAGAUGGAGACACAGCAGCCAAUACUCUGGCCUUCCAAUGGCACUGAUAAACAAUAUUCAUAUAAUAAUGCACCAGAUCCACCAGGAGAAGAGUCCACUCUAGUGGUCUCCAUGUACAACUUCACUGGACAGAACGCCAACUUUGGAUUCAAUUUAUACAGGAAAAUAGCAAUGAAGCAUGACAACAAUAUGUUCUUCUCUCCAUUGUCAUUGUCCUUCUCUUUGGCGGCCUUGAUGCUGGCUUCGAAAGGAGAAACACGUGACCAAAUAGUCCAGUCUCUUAACUUCCAGUUGCCAAGAGGCAAAGAGCAUCAGCUUCUAGUUUUGUUCCAGCAGCUAAGAGGCAACAUCUCCAAGAAUGAGGAGUCCACUCUUUUGCAAGAUAGCUUCUCUUUCAUCCAGAAAGAUUUCAGGAUUAAGGACGUCUUCCGCAACUUGUCCAAGGAAUACUUUGACAUGGAGAUUUUGACGGUAGAUUUCCAGAACUCAACUCUUGCCAAAGAUCUCAUCAAUCAGCAUAUUAAACAAAAGACCAGAGGGAAAAUCCCCAAAUUGUUUGAUGGAUUUGAUGAGCAAGCUAAAAUUAUUCUGGUGAAUUGCAUUCUCUUUAGAGGCAAAUGGCUGAACCCGUUUCCUAGUAAGGCCACAGCACUGGAACCCUUUUUUAUAGACAAUUACAGGACCGUCCAAGUGCCGAUGAUGUUCAAGACAGAGAGGGUUGCCUCCACUUUCGAUAAGAACUUGCACUGUUAUGUGUUAAAGCUUCCAUACAGAGGGAGUGUGCACAUGCUGGUUGUCAUGCCUGGGAGGGAGAAUGAUUAUAUGUCCUUGGAAGAUCAUUUAACCAAUGAGCUUGUGGAGUCUUGGCUUAGACAUAUGAAGAUCAGGAAAAUGGAUAUUUACUUUCCAAAGUUCAGACUAGACCAGAAAUACCACAUGGAUCAAUUGCUUCAGGAUCUGGGAAUUAAAGAUGUGUUCUCUUACAAAGCGGACCUAAGCCACCUUACAGAUCAGAAAUAUGUCAAAGUUUCCCAGGUUCUCCAGAGAGCAGUUAUUGAAGUGGAUGAAAUAGGGACUGAUGCUGCCGCUGCCAGUGGAUCAGAAAUCAUAGCAUACUCAAUGCCUCCUGUCAUCCGGAUGAAUCGGCCAUUCCUUUUCAUGAUCUAUGAAGAGAGCAUGCAUGCUUUGUUGUUUGUGGGUAGAGUUGUUGAUCCUACAGCUUUGUGAAUAAAAAGAAGUUUCCAUUCA